This is a messenger RNA of Toxotes jaculatrix (banded archerfish), 3409 nucleotides long. Its product is annotated as G1/S-specific cyclin-D1-like. Gene Ontology annotation, molecular function: cyclin-dependent protein serine/threonine kinase regulator activity. Gene Ontology annotation, cellular component: nucleus; cyclin-dependent protein kinase holoenzyme complex; cytoplasm. The transcript is spliced from 5 exons. NCBI's taxonomy places the organism in Eukaryota, Metazoa, Chordata, Actinopteri, Toxotidae. Gene Ontology annotation, biological process: mitotic cell cycle phase transition; regulation of cyclin-dependent protein serine/threonine kinase activity; positive regulation of G1/S transition of mitotic cell cycle. The record is from RefSeq and is a predicted model, not a curated record. The coding region runs from base 356 to 1237 and encodes 293 amino acids.
GCCGGCACAGGAGGAGUCGCUGCUCCGGUUUGUCCUGUAACUCCUUGUGCAACAAAAGAAAGUAAUUUACAACUCGACGCAAAAUGAAUAAAACAACCCAGUGAUACAACGGAGGCGAACAAGGAAUGAUUUCAUUUACCACAUCUUUCAUAACCACUCCGACCGGCAACUGAAGGUGGUAAUACUCUCCAACACAUAAAAGGAAAACUGGAAGACGACUUCGUCUACAACAUGUGGAGCGGCUAAUACUUUGUCGUUGUUAGCUAAGUCACAGCUUGUUUUAGCGUUUGUCACCACGGUGGCACGACGGAAAUAGCCGAAAGAGACACAAAGUGCUACAGGCAGGGUAAGGUAGAUGGAACCCCAGCUGCUGUGCUGUGAGGGGGACAGGCCUGCCAGGGCCUACCGGGACACCAACCUGUUGACCGACCGUGUCCUGCGUGCGCUCUUGCGGGCAGAAGACAAGUACCUCCCCGCUCCCAAUUACUUCAAAUGCGUCCAGAGAGACAUCGCUCCGUACAUGAGGAGGAUAGUGGCUACCUGGGUGCUGGAGGUGUGUGAGGAGCAGAAGUGUGAGGAGGAGGUUUUCCCUCUGGCUAUGAACUACAUGGACCGCUUCCUGUCUGUGGAACCCACCAAGAAGAACCACCUGCAGUUACUGGGAGCUGCCUGUAUGUUCCUGGCAUCCAAACUGAAGGAGACAAUCCCACUCACUGCUGAGAAACUCUGCAUCUACACAGACAACUCUAUCACACCUACUCAGCUGCUGCAAAUGGAGCUGCUGGUUCUGAACAAGCUGAAGUGGGACCUGGCUUCAGUGACCCCUCUCGACUUCAUCGACCACUUCCUUUUUCAGCUGCCUGUCAGGAGAGAGAGCAGGCCCAUACUCAGGAAGCAUGCUCAGACCUUUGUGGCGCUGUGUGCUACAGACGUUAAAUUCAUAGCCAGCCCUCCAUCCAUGGUAGCAGCUGGGAGCCUGGUGGCAGCAGUGGAGGGCUUACAAAUGAAGAUGGUGGGUAAUGCCAUGAUGUCGCAGAAACUGACAGAGCAGCUGGCGCAGACCAUCAGGAGUGACCCGGAUUGUCUCAGGGCGUGUCAGGAACAAAUCGAGUCACUGCUGGAAACCAGUCUCAGACAGGCACAACAGCAACACUCCGUUACCAUGGAAACUAAGAACAUGGGAGAGGGGCAGGACCUCUCAACUACGCCCACAGAUGUCCGCGACAUAAACAUCUGACCGAGACGAGACAAGAGACACAGGUUGAACUGACAGAGUGGAUUGUCAUCUUUGACACACACAAAUACAAAAACACACACGGCUGUGCUUUACUUGAUGCUGUGUGUGUUUGUGUGUGUGUUGGAGCUCUCACAAGUAACUGGUCUCAACGGUAUGUCAGAACUGUGUGUGUGAAGACCAGUGUGAACCGUGGAGGACGACCAGAAAGAGUUGCUGACUGGACACCGUCACAUCCAGAAUAACAACAGCUGAGACUGGAAUGUAGCUAACACUGAGGGAAUGACAGAGUAAUGCAUGUUAAAUGCAGCUUCUUACCUGUGGGUGACCUGUACCUUCCACUGAACCCUGGUCAGAUAAGCAGGGUGCAACCAGUUCAGGAUGCACCCGUCAAGGUGUUGUUUCGAGGACUAGGAGACCUGUCUGAACCUGCUCCCAGAUUAAAACUGUCCAGCCUCAGACACUGAAACUACUUGUUGUUUUUUGAUGGGCAUGGACGCACAUUUAGCCAACAUUUAAUGAUCGCACGUCAUAAUGCUCCAGAGCCAGCUCUCUGCUAAAAGUGAACAGUAACACUGAUUUAUCAGGUGACCCACUCGUCCCGACUGAAGUGUUGAAGCAGCUCUCAGGUGAUUGAAUGGAACAAAAAGUGAUGUAACAUCCUGUCAAAUGUGUGUUUGGAGAUGACAGUUUCCUGGAAAGUGUUAAAACUAGCCUAUUCUGAGUUCUGUGUUUUACUUCACAUUAUGUGUUAUUUAUCAUUAACCUAUACUGUGUUAUACAGUCAUUUUAAAACAUGAUCUGCAGCCAUCUAAUGUCCCGACAGGCUAAGAGGCCAAUUUAAGAUGCCUUUCUUCAUUUUAAGGGCCUUUUGACUAAAAAAAGAAAUAUGACAAAUAGCUUGUAUUCAUAAGUUUGAAGAUUAGGAGUAAAAAUGAAGGAAAUGUACAUUUAUCUUUCAUUUUUAUCAGUUUGAUAAAUACAGUUCCCUGAUCAAUAUGUAAAGUAAGUUUAUCAUCAGACAGUUGCCAAAAGCUUCAGGAUAUACUGUAGAUUACAGUAAUGUUAAAAGUGGCAUUCACAUAAGAUCAAAAACCACCAUAAGAUCUAAUCAGCACAGAUGGAAAGGUGCUAUAAAGUGAAAGCACUGUUCCAGUGUGAUGCAGCGUGGUGCACAGCGGAGUGGGACGCAGCCAGUUUUGGAUUGCUGGGCAUUCAUUUUGUGUUUCCUGUGUGCAUAUAAAGCAAAAACACUAAGAGUAACAUGGUAUAGAGUUUUUGAAGACUAAUGAUUUCAGAUGUUUCCUACCUUAAUGUGGUUGCUGCUGUCUGUGGUUGUUGUCCUAUGUCAGUCCACUGAAAAACGUCAUUAGAAGCUUCAGGAGCUCAGUAUAGGAUUCAUUGUUUGUGAGUCCGACAGGACCAAACAAAUCUUUUUUUCUUCCAACUGCAUGUUCAGCAGGUCUUUCUGUUCUCCUGAAAAAAAGGGAUGAAGCAGUACUAAUUUUGUACGACAUCAGGUGCACAUCUUUAUUUUGCUUGAUAUUUAUUAUAUCACUUUUACAGGAACUUUACAACUAAACGUUGUACUGAAAUAGAACAAAGUGUCAAAGAGUUCAUCUGUCUUCAGCUGCUCUACUAACAUUCCCACACAGAUGGUCUUUGAGGGUACUAAUAUUUUGCUUCUUGAACAGAGAAGCCACAACUAAAUCUUUGUACCUGUGAACUUUAUUAGGGUUUUUUUUAAAGGGUAUUUCCUGUGACAUAAGCUUGUAUCAGGUUAAGAUCGAUGUUGAUGCUUUCUGUCUGAGGACAGAGUGUAAAGAUGAAUUAAAGAACAAUUGUCUGAUAAAACAUGUGUUUGCACCUGUUGGUAAUGUAUGGUGUUUAUGAUUUCUGGGCCUAUUUUGAUAUGUAAUGAUGUCAUUUUCACUGGUGGAUGAAGUGAUGUCCGGUUUCAGUGAUCUUAAACCAAUAACCCAAUGGUCACACCAGGAAGUGAUGUCAAAAUUCUGAUGCGGGUAAAGAAUAAAUAUUUAUCAGAGCAAUCACAAACUGGAACGAAUGUGUGAGAGCAAUGUUGUGCUUUGUAGACUGGUGGUAUAAUGUGGUAUACUGUGCUAAACGUUUGUCACCCGAACACUGUUGGUGCCUGCAAAUCACAAAGAGGACAGG